Molecule: messenger RNA, 1171 nt
Organism: Scaptodrosophila lebanonensis
Lineage: Eukaryota; Metazoa; Arthropoda; Insecta; Diptera; Drosophilidae
Gene: CAH15
Product: carbonic anhydrase-related protein
Exons: 1
Coding region: 69-1058 (329 amino acids)
Cellular component (GO): cytoplasm
Molecular function (GO): zinc ion binding; carbonate dehydratase activity
Source: RefSeq, a predicted model, not a curated record
UUGGUUCAGUUCGGAUCAGAAAAGUUAAUUUAGUCGGUGGCUAUAUUCAGUCAGAACGAACGAAUGGAAUGGAAUGCAGUGCCUGUGUGUUCUUGAUGAAACCAUUUUGCUGGUUCUCGGACCUCUACUGCGCCAUCAGGGAGAGUGAGCUCUUCCUGGUCUUGCUAGCCGGAAUACUCGCCCUGCUGCUCAUCAUCAAUUUCAGCGCUGGCUACGCCAUUUGCCAGAAUCAGGGCUCUAUGCAAAUGGAGCGAGCUGUGCGGACGUAUGACGUGAGUAACAGCCACACCUCCAACUACGAUUACGGUCCCACACAUGGACCACACACCUGGCAGACGGAGCCAAACAAUCAGAGUCCCAUCAACAUAGAUCCGCGAUGCGUCGAGCGGGUCGUUUUCAGUACGCCAUUGGUAUGGUGCCAUUAUGAUGAUCUGCCCUUGGGCAUUCGUCUGGAAAACAAUGGACGCACUCUGCUGCUGCGUGCCGCCUUCGAUUCGCCGACGCCCAACAUCUCUGGCGGCGACCUACUCAGCCGCUUUGAGUUCCGAGAGAUCUCGUUCCGCUGGAGCUGGCGCAACACGGGGGGCUCCGAGCACGCCAUCGAUUAUGCCCACUACCCUCUGGAGAUGCAAUGCAUGCAUGUGAACUACUCGAGCGACAGCUCCAGCACCUCCAGUCGCGGCAUCCUGAUGAUCUCCUAUUUCUUCGAGGUGUCUGAAGAGAAUCCCUAUUUAGAUACGCUCGUCCAGCAUUUGGUGAUGGUUCAGCGAGCAGGUCAGUGUGCGGAAGUUCCGCCCUUUGCCCUGCGCUAUUUGAUGCAUGCUUUCUACACGCGCUUCUACAGCUACCAUGGCUCACUGACGGAGCCACCCUGCCAUCGAGGUGUCGAGUGGUUCAUCUACCCAAUGCCCAUAGCCAUUGGUGCCCGGCAGCUCAAUGAGUUCCGCCAGUUGCGGGACCAUAAUGGAGCUCGCAUUGGUCCCAAUGCUCGACCUGUUCAGCCACUCUGCGAUCGCACCGUGAAAUAUAAUACAUUUGGAGUUAGAUCCCGCCGCUAACCAAAAGUUAAACCACGAUCUAUAUAUGAAGCUUAACUCAAUAAAACAAGUAGCUUUUUAAUAUAAAAGCUAUAAUGUAAUGUGAAAUAAAGUUGUGUUGCUUGUGUUUCGAA